Messenger RNA from Aspergillus japonicus CBS 114.51, 390 nucleotides. RefSeq lists its product as uncharacterized. The record is from RefSeq and is a predicted model, not a curated record. NCBI's taxonomy places the organism in Eukaryota, Fungi, Ascomycota, Eurotiomycetes, Eurotiales, Aspergillaceae. Bases 1 to 390 code for a protein of 129 amino acids. The transcript has a single exon.
AUGUCAAGGCCUUCCACUUUGCUCAUGAUCAUCACCAAGGCCCACGGACUGACUCCGUGGGAGUCCUGGAGACUGAGUGUUUCCAGAGGCUGGCUAGCUGAUGAACGUCUCAGCCCUCCUCAGAACCACAGUCCACCACAGACCACCGCCCGAUCCCUCGCACGAAGACCGCGGCCAUGGGUCAUCCGAAUUGUGCCCGAGCACCCUGGCCGACUAGCAUAUGGAGAUGGAAUCGGAGACCCCCGCCGUAAGAUGAACAUCUUCUUCCCAUCUCACACUGGUACUACCAGGCAGCGAAGACCUGGUCGAUCUCAACAUGUCAACAUUUAUGUGAUUGAAAAUACCUUCACCUCAUUUCAUUAUAGCUUCCGUUUUGGAGAAUCCCCUUGA